Suillus subaureus is the source of this 1589-nucleotide messenger RNA. RefSeq lists its product as uncharacterized. The coding region runs from base 356 to 1234 and encodes 292 amino acids. The transcript is spliced from 2 exons. The record is from RefSeq and is a predicted model, not a curated record. Lineage: Eukaryota; Fungi; Basidiomycota; Agaricomycetes; Boletales; Suillaceae.
GCCAGAUCAUGCAUGAUAAGCUUCUGACCGUUAACGCGUUAACGUUCCAAAUUGAGUACAUUCAACUGAUCUUCUGGUUGAUCUACUAGUAUAGUGCAUGCUACUAGACCAUAGAGCGACGCCGCAUAAUCUUUCUUUCGUGACCUUCCAUCUCUUUCCGUAGAUUUGACUGACUUUUGUGUAGGCGCCCAUCGAGCUACGUCACAAGCAUCAGUGGAGCAGGUGGAGCAACUCGAGAAACUGAAGAAGUAAUGUGACGUUGUCGAUAUCGCGGUCCACAAGCAUAAAGGUUCUUAGACGACCACCCUUGGAUAAGACCAGCUUCCACAUCAUUAGGCCCUAGUCGCCAGUACGCAUGGCAUCGCCUUUUGCUACUCUCCCGCCUGAACUCCUGCUCCACGUCCUCUCACUAGCCUCUAGUCACCGCCCCACUGCUGUAGCAUUAUCGCUUGUCUCGCAUUGGGUGCACAAUCAUGUCGAACGCAACCUUUACCACACAGUCUCCCUUUCAUCCAGUCGCUCCCUCGUAGCGUUUAUUGCUAGCCCCAACUCUAAACCGCAUGCCUUUGCGCAUAAUCUAGUGAAGAGGUUGAGCAUCACCGCACUAGGUCCAAUCAGCAAUAUAGACGAGGUGCUGAAAAAGUGCACUGGUGUCACAAGUCUCGUUUGUGGUUUUUCUGGGCCUUCAUACCUCCAUUGCGCCCGGAGCUUAAAGCAGCCCGUCGCGCCACCAGAAAUCACGACAUUUCGCCUUCCUAUUGCACCCCACGAACAAUUCCUAAUAGCUCUCGCUUGUCGAGAUGGCAUCGACAUGUCCAUCAUCUCUCCUUCAGUCACCCAUCUCAGAAUCCAACUUACGCCUGCUACGACGUCCGAGAGCGUGGCUCGCCUUCGAGAACUAUCUUAUCUCACGCAUCUAGCGAUUACAUAUAGGCACGGUUUGCAUGGAAAUGCUAACUCCGUCAAGGAGAUGAUCAAACCUGUUUUGGAGGAAGGAAGACUGAAGAUUCUCGUCAUCUAUGUCACGGGUGCAGGGAGCGAGGCACAUCGCAAAGAGAUCGAAGAGUGGCGUACUGAUUCUGCCCUCGAGGUCAUUGAUAGUACCUCUGCUAGUAGUACACAGAAGUGCCUUGGAUGCCGUCCCCAUACCCUAAUCAUAGCGAAACGUGCCACAGCUGCUGUCCUCCCUCAAUGGGAACAGGGGGUUAACAUAUGGGAUGUCAGCUCCAUAUGAUAUUGUUCGUAGUGAGUUCAUAUCAUUGCAAUCUACGCUUCCCCUAGGGUAUCUCGUACUACGCAACCAAUACGCAACCGACGUUAUUCCCACCGCAGAUCCACAAAUUGCGCCUCUCGUUAUAGUGAAUACGAAUUGGGAUAAGCUAACGUAUUUCGUCUUCCCGGCGUCUAUUUGAACCUCUCACUGGGCCCAGGCCUCGGGAGUCAGGACCACCGAAAGCAGCCCCAGCGCUAUUUUAUUUCACAUCAGCUGUUGUAGCUCGCGAGCGGGGAAGAGUCAAUGUGAAGCCUGUGAUCCAUUCACUCGAUGUACCUCAGAGUCUUGGGCCUGUACAGAAAUACCUGCAACAGAG